CGAGCGUCGUGUGUCGAACCGUUUCGUUUUUUUGAAAAGUCCACAAUCAAAUACGCACAGCUACGCGAUUUUUAGCGCUAAAGGGUUAUGUCACAUUUAAAUUUAGAAGCGAAUGAGGUUUAAUUUUAGAUGAACUUGGUUGGUGUUAUUGUUUUUAAGCAGUGAUCUGGUGGUGUGUGGAUGUUCUAGUGAUUUAUUGGUUUAACCCUACCGGAUUACAACCUACGAAUUGGUCUUGAAACUUCUUCUUUGCGUGCAUGAUGACAGUAAAAUAACUCAGCUUGUCUCGUCUCCAUUGGACAGCUGCACCAACAAAGCAGCUAAACUAAAAGAGAAUGUUGUCGGCGGGGCUUGGUUACGGGGUCCCUGUGACGAACACCGUCACCGGCACCACGCCCCCAUACAGCCCUCCGCCCCCGGCCAGACACAGUCCCCUGCCGAGCUUCGGAUUCACGCAGGAACAAGUCGCGUGCGUUUGCGAGGUUCUUCAGCAAGCUGGAAACGUGGAACGACUGGGCAGAUUUUUAUGGUCGCUGCCUGCUUGUGAUAAACUACACAAUAACGAGUCAGUACUCAAAGCUAAAGCAAUAGUCGCCUUUCACAGGGGCAAUUUUAAGGAACUGUACAGGAUACUGGAAAGUCACCAGUUCAGUCCGCACAACCACGCCAAGCUACAAGCACUAUGGCUCAAAGCACACUAUAUUGAAGCUGAAAGGCUGAGAGGUAGACCCUUGGGAGCAGUGGGCAAAUACAGGGUACGGCGGAAAUUUCCUUUGCCCCGUACCAUAUGGGACGGCGAAGAGACUAGUUACUGCUUUAAGGAGAAAUCGCGAAGCGUUUUGAGAGACUGGUACCAGCACAACCCCUAUCCGAGUCCUAGGGAAAAAAGGGAACUAGCCGAAGCGACCGGUCUCACAACGACGCAAGUAUCAAAUUGGUUCAAAAAUCGACGACAGAGGGAUCGAGCUGCCGAACACAAAGAUGGUGGUCAGCCCAAUUCCGACAAACCCCACUUGUCCAGUGGUUCGGACAGCGAGUCAGAGGGUCCCAAGAUGCCGCCAUACGCCACAUCCGGUAUGUUAGGGCCGCCCCAGGUGAACACAUACUCAACCCUGGGUGGACCGGGGCUUCCCCAGCCGCUAUACCAGGGAACCGGGGGCAUUUUGCACGACUAUCAAACAUUGUGACAGUGGUUGGCAAUCCCUCAAGACGCCGCGAACAAUUUGUAAAGUUCUUCUAUAGUGAUAUUUGAGUCUGAGUGAUUAUUUUUGGAUUUUCCAGAAUAAGGAAAACUAAAAAAAUCCUCAUGUUGUUAAAUCAAUACAUCCAACGAUUGUGUUGGUUACAUUUGAUGUACUUAAUCUCUGUAAUAUUUUUGUUGAAUUAUCAAUGUAUUGUAAAUAUGUUAUAUUUUAUUUUGAAGCGAAACUUACUUAAAAAAUCGGGAAAACAAAACCCAAAACUGUAAAUAGUAAUACUAUAUUUAUUUAAAUUUAAAUGUCUGUUUAUUUUUAAAUGCUUUGUUUUUAUUACAAUUUUAAAGAUGUAAAUAUGUAUGUAAAGCCC
Molecule: messenger RNA, 1566 nt
Organism: Brassicogethes aeneus
Lineage: Eukaryota; Metazoa; Arthropoda; Insecta; Coleoptera; Nitidulidae
Source: the annotation of a GenBank genome assembly